AGUUUCGUUUGGAUUUAAAACUUUGAGGUGGUCAACAAAAAAAGAACUGCAGUCUGUAAAACAUGCGGUACGAAGAUAACAGACGGAGACGCGACAACUUCCAACUUCGUUCGACAUUUGAAGUUGCACAAAGAACUAUUUGAAGAAUACCAGAUGAGUAGAAGCAUCAUAGAUGAACCACAACAGCCUUCAAUCUAGUGCUGGGCGGUAUGGCCAAAAAUGUUUGAGUCUGGGCUGGACUACAAAAAAGUGAGAUAGUUUGACAAAAGGGAGAGGACAUCGGGACGCUCGGGUGCAGCAGGAAGAAUCCUACCAUCAACGAUCCCAUAUUUCUAGCUGGAGAGAGGAUCUUCUGUCCAGAUGAGAGAGUGGACUGAGUUGGACAUGAGUUUUUCGGCAGGGGGCUUUCUCUCCGCCUCGGAUGGUUACUGCUCCACAGAGCCGCUCCAGUAUUAUGACAUGCUGUCGGACCCUCUGGGCUACCCCCUGCAGGACCCUGACCUCCAGCUGCUCCCUUACAGCCAACAACAGUACAGCCCGGCCAACUUGCCCUUCUCCCUCUAUGGCUCUCCGCCUUCCUCCACCUCCUCUCCCUCCUCGUCCUCUUCCUCCUCACAGGCCUGCCAUCUCCCCUACCACUACAGUCCACAUUGUCUGGAGGCCCCAUGUGAUCCCAGCCCGGAGCCCCACUGCAGGGGCCUCGCUCAGGGACUGGGAGCAGUAGGACUGCCCCUGGGGCGGAGGACACGGGUGGGGUGCGGAGGGAAGGGCAGAGGCCAGGAAGAGCUGUGUGUGGUGUGUGGAGAUAAAGCGUCAGGGUACCACUACAACGCUCUCACCUGCGAGGGUUGUAAAGGUUUCUUUAGGCGUAGUGUAACCAAAAAGGCUGUGUAUCACUGCAAGAGUGGCGGUGGCUGUGAGAUGGACAUGUACAUGAGGAGGAAGUGCCAAGACUGUCGGCUCAGGAAGUGCCGUGCUGUGGGAAUGCUGGCUGAGUGCCUUCUGACAGAGGUGCAGUGCCAGUCCAAGCGGCUGAGGAAAGGAGGAAAAGGCAGAGGACAGGAGGAGGAGGAGAGCCCAGAUAGCAGGAGGGUCAGCUCUACCAGCAGGUUACCUGGACAGGCUUUGUCUGUCAGUUUAACCCGGGAACAGAAGAACAUUGUGGACAGGUUGGCGGAGGCCCAUCGGCUGUACAGAGCUCAGGACACCAGCGACUGCAGGUUGUUCGAAUGGCCAUGUACAGAAGAAAUGGAGGGCUUUUCUGAUGUCGUAUCGCCCCACCUGCAUAGACUGCUUCAGUUUGCCAGAACAGUGCCAGGUUUUGAUCUCCUGGAUUUUUCAGACCAGAGAUCUUUGUUGUCUAUCUCUUCAUUGGAGGUCAUGUUCCUGCUCUCCGCUCAGCAGUUCUCCCACAACCCAGCAGGCCCCAGUCCAGCUCUGCAGAUUUUUGGUAUGUCAACACACAACUGGCUGAGAAAUGUAGAGUCAAAGGAAAACUUCCACAGUAGGAUGCUACCAGUCAACUCAGAAUGCAGCGAGGAUCUCCUCGGGCCCGUACUCAACUUCUUCCACAGCAUGGCAGCGUUGCGGGUGACGGAGGCUGAAUACUCCCUGCUCACUGCUACAACUCUGCUCUGCUCAGACCGUGCAUCCCUGCAGGCUGCCAGCUGUGUUGAGAAAAUGCAGGAAAUGAUCCUGGACCUGCUGACCAGAGUGUGUGGGGCCCAGGCUGGAGCUGCGCGAGGAGGACCACAGCGGUUUGGCCGCCUGCUGAGCAGACUGACGGAGCUACGGACACUCCGUCACAACUACCUCCUCCUGACAAGACCGCAGCCAAGACAAUGACUGAGAGGACAUAGUGGAAAUACUAAAACACCACUAUCAUCUCUGGGGAGUUUCAUUUUGGAAUUGAAGGACUAAAUGGUGCCGUAAGAGCUGGGCAAUUUUACAAAACCAUUUAGGUUAUUCCAAGGUUUUAUUUACUCAGUCGACAAAAGUCCAGCUUUCAUUGAAUUGUUGAAAGCUUAAGAUGGGACCGAGAUGUUUGUGGACAGCUAAUUUGUUGGGACAAAAUAUAUUUUAUAGGUCUUUUUAUAACUGGUGUAUUCAGCUUACAUGUAAUUGUUAUUCGCUAUGCUGUUGUUCAAAUAAAAUUCAAAUGUUCGGAGUAAAA
Molecule: messenger RNA, 2173 nt
Organism: Eleginops maclovinus (Patagonian blennie)
Lineage: Eukaryota; Metazoa; Chordata; Actinopteri; Perciformes; Eleginopidae
Gene: nr1h5
Product: nuclear receptor subfamily 1, group H, member 5
Exons: 13
Coding region: 361-1845 (494 amino acids)
Biological process (GO): positive regulation of transcription by RNA polymerase II; negative regulation of inflammatory response; negative regulation of transcription by RNA polymerase II
Molecular function (GO): zinc ion binding; nuclear receptor activity; RNA polymerase II cis-regulatory region sequence-specific DNA binding
Source: RefSeq, a predicted model, not a curated record